GCCUCAUGAGCAGGAUCUGAAGUUUCCUGCAGCCGUCAACCUCGAUAAUUGCAUAGCCACGGCGAAAAACAUAUUCACGGACAUGAAAGUCGACCUGCAACCUUCGAUGAAGGAAAUUCAUUGCGCCCGUUGUUGCACAGCGUACAACACCAAAGUGGAACGCCUCGAGUUUAACUCCUCGGCGGGCACCGACAGCGACUAUCUGUGGCGGAAGAUUUCGGUUUCCCUCCUGGAGCGCGAGAAGGCACACCAACUCGAGGGAAUGGCGCCGCCAAGAGAUUUCGAGCGCAAGAUCCACACCGCGAUCGACGAG
Molecule: messenger RNA, 313 nt
Organism: Prorocentrum cordatum
Lineage: Eukaryota; Dinophyceae; Prorocentrales; Prorocentraceae
Source: the annotation of a GenBank genome assembly